CUCGGCCCCGCACCAGCGCCGCCGGCCGCGGAAACCGCCCCGAAAGAGAGAGAGAGAACUUGUUCGUCCGUCCCCGCCUGCCUCCCCGCCGCCCGCGCAUCCUCUCCCGCGGCGCAUCCGCCCGCCCUCCGGGUCCUGCUCCCCCCGUACUCGGGGCCGGUCCGCUGGCUCCGGCUGGAACGUUUCCCCGCUCCUUUCCCUCGGAGGGCUUUAGUCGGUAGAGGCACACCGAGGAGAGGCUCCGUCCCUCAGGCACCCUGCCUCACCCUGCGGGGGAAGGGAGCUGGGUGGGGGCAAGCCAGGAAGGGAGGAUCUCAGUGGCUCUCCUAAAAUCUAUCAGCAGGCUGCGAGGAGGGAAGAGUUUGGCACUUCGCAGCGAGGCUGGGCUUGUUUUCCCUAGCGGUGAUGCCGCUGGACUGAGAGCGGCUCGGCCGCGCGAGUUAGGGGGACGGAGCUCCCCCCACCUCCUUCCAGCGCCCCCCAGACCCGGUCCGGCGCCUGCAGCCCCAGCGGCUCGUCCCCGCCGCCCCACUGUAUGAGCGCUGCUCCGAGGACAGGGCGGCUCGGCGCCUGCUAGGGCUGCUCUUCGCCGCCCCCCGGACUUCCCCACCACCGACGAGGAGCGGCGCGCACCCCGCACCCGGAGAGUUGUCUCGGCAGGCUCCGUGCUAUGGCGAGGCUGCGGAGAAGCAAACUAGCCGCUGGAUUUCUAUUACUUUUCCAGUGCCUGAGCGAGCGCUGCCAGCUCGCCGGCGGGGAGACGCCGAGGCAGAGCCACGGAGUGUUUUAUGAAGUUGUUCAGAGCUUCCCUCGAGUGGAGGAAAAUGUGGAGGUGGAUUCAUAUGUAAGCAGCCACAGGUGGAGACGGCACUCAGAGUCCCUCAAAUCAGUCGACACCAACAGAGCCAGCAUGGGGCAGGAUUCCUUGGAGCCAGGGGGUUUCACAGACCUGCUGCUUGAGGAGGGGCAUGACAACACUACACAGAUUGAGGAGGACACAGAUCAUAAUUAUUAUACAUCAAGGACAUAUGGCCCAUAUGAUUCUACCAGCCGGGAUCUGUGGGUCAAUAUAGACCAAAUGGAGAAGGACAAAGUAAAGAUUCACGGGAUCCUUUCCAAUACCCAUCGUCAAGCAGCAAGAGUGAAUCUGUCCUUUGAUUUUCCAUUUUACGGACAUUUUCUACGUGAAAUUACUGUAGCAACUGGGGGUUUCAUAUAUACUGGAGAAGUUGUGCAUCGAAUGCUAACAGCUACUCAAUAUAUUGCACCCUUAAUGGCAAAUUUUGACCCAAGUGUGUCAAGAAAUUCAACAGUCAGAUACUUUGAUAAUGGCACAGCACUAGUUGUCCAGUGGGACCAUGUACAUCUGCAGGAUAAUUACAACCUGGGGAGUUUCACUUUUCAGGCCACCCUUCUCAAUGAUGGGCGUAUCAUUUUCGGCUACAAAGAAAUUCCUGUCGCUGUGACACAGAUAAGUUCAACCAAUCACCCAGUGAAAGUGGGACUUUCAGAUGCAUUUGUGGUCGUGCACAGGAUCCAGCAAAUUCCCAAUGUCCGCAGAAGAACAAUUUAUGAAUACCACAGGGUGGAGUUACAGAUGUCAAAGAUUACCAAUCUCUCAGCUGUCGAAAUGAUACCUCUUCCAACUUGUCUCCAGUUUACCAGCUGUGGUCCCUGUGUCACUGCCCAGAUUGGUUUCAACUGCAGCUGGUGCAGUAAACUCCAAAGAUGCUCCAGUGGAUUUGAUCGUCACCGGCAAGAUUGGGUAGACAGUGGCUGCCCUGAAGAGUCUAAGGAUAAGAUUUGUGAGAAGAAUAUAGACACAACUGAAACACCUCUGUACUCCACCACCACCCUUCUGCCAACCACCACAAGGUUCAGGGUUUUAACAACCACCAGAGGAUCCACCACUUCCCACCUUCCAACCAGCCUGCCCACAGAAGAUGACACCAAGAUAGCACUGCACCUAAAAGAUAAUGGAGCUUCAACAGAUGACAGUGCGGCGGAGAAGAAAGGUGGAACGCUCCAUGCAGGAUUAAUUGUCGGCAUUCUAGUCCUGGUCCUCGUUGUGGCCGCAGCCAUCCUCGUGACUGUCUACAUGUAUCAUCACCCCACAUCAGCAGCUAGUCUCUUCUUCAUAGAGCGACGUCCAAGCAGAUGGCCAGCAAUGAAAUUCAGAAGAGGAUCUGGACAUCCUGCCUAUGCUGAGGUGGAACCAGUGGGAGAAAAAGAAGGGUUCAUCGUAUCAGAGCAGUGCUAAAAUUUCUGGGACAGAACACCAGUACUGGCCUACAGGUGUAAGACAUUUAUUUUGCCUCUCUUUAAAGAAAAGGAGCCCUAAGCUGCUGUAGCCUGAUAGAAAGAAGAUUCUGGAUAAACUUUGUCCAAGAAGAAAAAUUAUCUAAGAUACCAGAUUACUACUGCACAGUAGUUUUUGUUAGUGGACUGAGACACAAUGGUUCAUGCAGAACACUUGUCAGUGGACACCUACAGUAUCAGAACUGGCACAAGUGCCGUGUCAUUUGUUUAGGUGUGGGGAUGCACAGUAAUCAGAAAUAUAAUAAAGCUUUGGUGCGCAAGGGUAUUGCCCUUUGGUUCAAGUCUUCUCUGUUAUCUCAAAGACUGAGGAAAAAAUCUGUACCAUUUCAGUGCAAAGGGCACUGAUCAGUGUUCACAGUGAUUGAGAAAAGUAUCUUAAGACAGGUAAAGAAGAAAAAAAAAGGAUUUUUCCAACAUUUAUAUAAGUGAAAUACACUUUUCAAUUCUAAAUUAACCAGCCAACCUGAGUCACAAUGUAAAUGCUUUCCAGGAGUAAUACAAUGUUUCUUGUACAUUGCUGAUUACUAGCCUGCUAAACAACUCAUAUGAUAUACAGAUUGGUAAGAAGCGAAGACAAGAGAGAAUUUUCACGAUGGUGGAAUUAUUUCAUGGGAGUUCACAAUGACAUUGGGCUGAUUUUCAGUUUUAGUGUUCACUAAAAAAUGAAUUAUCAGGUUUGUAUAAAGGUGUAUUUUUCAUUUCUCAGCAGUAGGUUGAAGUAAAGGCAACAGAUCCUUUUAGCUGCCAGAGAGCUUAUGGACCAUUUCUUAGGCAAUGGGGUAAGAAAAAUAAGAUUUAAAAUAAAUGGGUUUCUAUUCUUUACCAUUUCAUUGUGAGUCCUUACUGAGAAGCACCAUAGACUUCAAUGCACCCCUUCCAGAGAUUCAGAUACAAGUGUUAUUGAACCCUGCUGAUUCAUACAGUGGUUUUGUUUAAUGCACAUAGUAGUUGCAUAAAUAUAUAUAUAAAUAUAUUUUUUUUUAUAGCUAACACAAGGCGGGUUCUUGUGACUGUUAAGACUGCAUUUUUGUCAUCCAGACAAAGGAAAUGAAUUGCAUUACUGCAUAUUUCCACUGAGUUGUAAAAUAAUCCUUAAUAGAAUAUUUUUAUGUUGUGUAGGGAAGGUGGUUCAUGUAGUUGCAGUGCCAUAAACUUUCUGCCUAUUGGAACCAUUCUUUCUGUAAAAUUGACCCUUUCCCUCCCUGCAUAGGGAAAGACAAUGCUAUAAAUUCACACCGUCAAAACCAGUUACUCCUUUCAGGGAAGGGGUUAAUAUACAUGGAGACCCAGAGCUUCCCUGAGGAGUGGAAACCUAAAUGCUUCGAUGAUCUGGGCCUGAGGUAUUGAAAUAUAAAAUUCAGGUGCUGCAUGUACGUUUCAUAGCAGUCAUUUACUAUCAGUUUUUUUACAUACUGUGCAAAGCACUUGAAUGAUUUUUAAGUGAGGUAUACAACAUUUGUGGUUUUGGAUUUUGAGCAGUUUAAAAAAGUUGUAGAUGCCACCUUAAUAGUACAGUUACUUACAUUUCUUGUUGAUGCUUGUAUGGCCUAAAUUUGAUUACUUAAUGCUGUUAAAAAAAAGAAAAGCGAACAUGGUUUUUGUUAUUUUGUUCAGUAAAUACUACAAUACUGUAUUUUCUGUAUUCUUUUAUUUUUCGUAACACAUUUUUAUUUUCAUCUGGUUUAAAUCAUCUAGCAUGAGAUUAAAACUGUUCAAAAACUAACUGGUAUUAAUCUGAAGGUACUAACAAACACAUUGUCUUGAAGCCUGGUUGAAAACCUGUGGCAAGUAGUCGUUUCCAUUUGUGUGGGUCUGCUGAGCCCUUUUUCUAAUAGGCUGGGGUUAAAUUGCAGGCUGUUAAUUCUGAUAGCAAUAACCAAAUGUAUGCACAUAUAUAUGGUGACACUCAUUUUUAUUAAAUAAAAAGGUAUCAGUGCACAUCAUGUAGGAACGUAUUGGGUGUGCAAUAAUUAUCAUCAGUUUUUCUGGGAAUCUUGGAAGUCCUCAGCUGGGGUUCAUUCCAAAAGAAGCAAUUGUAGAGCUUCUGGAAUCCUUUUUGAAAGAACUUAUAUUUCAGAGAACAUCUUUGCAAAUUAUACCAAGAAAUCUACAAAAACCUACAAACUACUGCAAUAAAUUCAAGGGAUAUUUCAUAUAAGUGAAGAUUUAUAUUAUUAUGAGUUUACAGGUCUGCUCUUCAUCUCAUUCACUCCUAUUUUUACCCAGGUAUGUAAUAGAUGUCAUGCAAUUGAGCUCACAGAGCAUUUGUAAUAUGAUCAGACAAAUAUGUCAACAAUUUUAAAAUCUGAUGUUUUGAUUACUUUUGGGUUAAGGCUCUUUCACAGCUGAAGGAUGUUUUCUAGUAUUUGCAGACUAACCUACAUGUUAUAUUCCUUCAUAAAAUAAUAGCAAUUAUUUUUUGAUUUUUGUCCACCUCAUGUACUUAGGUGGGAGAUUUCACUGGUCUGCAGGGAGCAUCAUAGAAUUCUUCUUCAGAUUUUUUGCCAUGAUGUUAUAUGCUGUGGAUUAUAAUGUGAGGAGCUGCUGAGUUUAUUUAAUAAGAUUGAUAGGCAUAUGCUUAUGUCUGAUAAGAACAGCUAUCUGAAGAACAAACCUCCUGCAUACUAAUGGAUGUAUAGUGUCUCAUUGGUGUCUGCUUUGAGAUAUUCUGUGGUAUGUUCUAUUUAUCCCAGUAGGCAAAAGUUAAUUAAGUAAUCUGUUGCUGUUUUGUAAUUCCAUCUGGUUUUCUAAUUUUUUAAUAAUUAAAAUUGCCACAUUAAAAAUUAUACAAACAUUGA
Messenger RNA from Parus major (Great Tit), 5117 nucleotides. RefSeq names its product plexin domain containing 2 (gene PLXDC2). Lineage: Eukaryota; Metazoa; Chordata; Aves; Passeriformes; Paridae. Bases 671 to 2260 code for a protein of 529 amino acids. The transcript has 14 exons. The record is from RefSeq and is a predicted model, not a curated record.